Molecule: messenger RNA, 966 nt
Organism: Magnusiomyces paraingens
Lineage: Eukaryota; Fungi; Ascomycota; Dipodascomycetes; Dipodascales; Dipodascaceae
Exons: 1
Coding region: 1-966 (321 amino acids)
Source: RefSeq, a predicted model, not a curated record
AUGUCUACUACAACCACUACAACUACAACUACCACUACCACAUCUUUCCCUUCAGUAUCUCACAAAAACCCUUACUGUGUAGCCCCGCCAUGUGCUUUCAAACCACUUCGUAAACGAACACUUGCUCCUAUCAAACACAACAGCCAUCACAACAACAAGCUCCAUACUUUCAGUGAUCGCGUUCCUCUCCGAAAAGUCAUCCCCACAUCUUUCACUGACAUGUACACCCUAGAAGUGCUCCAAGACAAGCGUUUGCUUACGCCGGCUGGCCGGCCAAGCUUUACCCAGCGCGCAAUUGUGGAUUGGGAAAAAAAUGAUGUUCGCUCUCUUUUAAUUCUUGACUCACCGCGCUCUGAAUGGUGCGCAGCUGGACGUAUCCCAGAUAUCAUCGAGCCUGGUUUCCGCAUUCAGAUUCUACCGCUGACAGCUUCAGAUGAUGAAAUCAUCCAAACCCUAGUAACAUCUGAUCUCUACAAGGAACAUGGCUUUGAACAAGCCUUUUUGCUCCAAACAGCAAUCUACACUGUUCAAGCUGCACGAGCACGACAAACAAACAAAUUAGCCUCGUUUACAAAACCAGAAUGGCGAAACAUAGUUGAAAACUAUCUCCUUAAUCUUGCAUGCGAAGCCCAAUGUCGCCUUGAUUUUCAGAAAAUCUGUGCCUACACUAAACGUCAAAAGAAGUUGGAACUAUCUGCUCGCGAAUCAUCAUCUUCUUCUUCUUCUUCACUUUCUACAUUAUCCUCUACAAAGCAUUCCCCAAACUCGACUUCUACAUCUCCCUUGCUGCGCAAGGCUUUAAUGACAUGUAUUUCUACUUCUCCAGAAUUCAAGUCUCAAAUGGAGGCUGUCAUGAGAACAAAAGUCACUCUUUCCAAAGCUGAAAAACAACAAAUCUGGGUAAAGGUUCAGGCUGACCUUUAUGCUCGUCUGGAUCUUAACUGGCAGCCGGAUGAGCUUAUUUGA